Molecule: messenger RNA, 912 nt
Organism: Rotaria sp. Silwood1
Lineage: Eukaryota; Metazoa; Rotifera; Eurotatoria; Philodinida; Philodinidae
Source: the annotation of a GenBank genome assembly
AUGUCCUGUAAUACUCCAUUGGUGUCCAUUGGUCUCACUGUUGCUGGUGGCCAUGGAGAAGGCCUAGCACUUAAUCAACUCUCAGUUCCAGUUAGUGUCUUCGUGGACGAAGAUCAGACUGUCUAUAUUGCUGAUUUCGGGAACCAUCGUAUUGUAGCAUGGAAGCAUAAUGCUGCAAGUGGUCAAGUAGUAGCCGGUGGAAAUGGAAAAGGGAACGAAAAUAAUCAAUUUAGUAAUCCAACAGAUGUGAUUGUCGACAAGGAGACAGACACGCUCCUCAUUUGUGAUCCUAAUAAUUGUCGAGUGAUGCGAUGGCCUCGUCACAAUGGUACCAGUGGAGAAGUAAUCCUCGAAAAGAUCGCUUGUUGCAGAUUAGCAAUGGAUAAGCAAAGAUUUCUCUAUGUUUCUGACUUGGAAAAGAAUGAAGUACGGCGUUACCGAAUAGGAGAAACAAAUGGAACUGUAGUGGCUGGUGGUAAUGGUGUCGGUGAUCGUCUGAAUCAAUUCAAUGGACCUGGGUACCUCUUUGUGGACAGCGAGCAAUCUGUGUAUGUAUCGGACAGUCGGAACCAACGCGUGAUGAAAUGGGAAACGGAUGCGAAAGAAGGUAUUGUCGCUGCUGGGAGUCACGGUCAAGGCAAUGGUUUGUCACAACUGUACAAUCCUCAAGGAGUUGUCGUCGAUUCAUCCGGAACUGUCUAUGUAGCAGACGUAUAUAACCAUCGAGUUAUGUGCUGGCCGAAAGAAGCGACACAAGGAACUGUCCUUAUUGGUGGAAAUGAGCUAGGAGAAGGAGCAAAUCAAUUGAACAGUCCUAUAGAUCUAUUCAUCGAUCGGCAUGGCUAUCUCUAUGUCGUCGAUCACUGGAAUCAUCGCAUACAACGUUUCUCCCUUGCAGGACUAAACAAGUGA